Messenger RNA from Musca domestica (house fly), 5540 nucleotides. RefSeq names its product blastoderm-specific protein 25D. Gene Ontology annotation, cellular component: centrosome. The transcript has 8 exons. Gene Ontology annotation, biological process: microtubule anchoring at centrosome. Lineage: Eukaryota; Metazoa; Arthropoda; Insecta; Diptera; Muscidae. Bases 419 to 3910 code for a protein of 1163 amino acids. The record is from RefSeq and is a predicted model, not a curated record.
CUUAUCAAGAAGAAGAAUUAAAUCACCCCAGAGAAAACAAAUCGCACGAAGAAAAUUUAAUUAUAAUAUCUAGUUUUUUAUUCUUUAACUAAUUAAAAUCGUUCGCAAGUUAUAAAACGGUGGUGCUAUCAACUCCAUUUUCUAAGUGUAAUAGUAAAUGCUAAUCAAAUAAGAAAAGAAAACGUGAAAAGUAUUGCGAAUUGAAAAAAUAUCGAGUUUUUUUAUGUGGUGGUGGUCGUCUUUUUGUCUCCAAAUACCAAACAAUCAAACAAAUCGUAGUCGUUGCAUGUGGGGGUCUUGCAAACUCAACCGGGAGCAGAGCAUUGGGGAGAAACAUUGUCGACAGUGACAGCAUAAGGCUGAGUUCUGAUUUCCAGCUAAUAAGAAAGAAACAAAAAGAAAGCAAAGACGAACAAACAUGGAAUUUUCUCAAGACCCCUAUGAACUGAAAUUGUUCCAAAUGUUUAACAGUUGUGAUAGCCAACAAUGUGGCUAUCUGGAUGAACAGUCCUUAAGGAGGCUUUGUGGCCUCCUAGAACUAAGAGACAAAGGAAAGGUGCUAAUUGACAAUUUGGCAGCCGAGGGACGCACCUCACACGUUACAUUUGAGAAUUUUAAAGAAGCAUUGCUAAACUUCUUGGGCACAGAGCUGGAUGGUGGUGGUGGUGGGAGCAGCUUAACAACGAGCGAGCAAAGUAAGUCAACCGACAAAGCGGUCGUCGAAGCCAACGAUGGAAAUGUCGUGGAGCGAUCGUUAGUUAUAUCUGAAAACCCACAACAACAACUGGAUCAGGAAGAAACUUUUAUGGAUAGCCCGCCAGAGUCUUCAGAUCGCGAAGUCUCUCCAAAACUGGUGAUGGGUACUAAGAAAUAUGGACGUCGAUCUAGGCCACAUAAUUCAAAGACUGGAGAUGCCAGUGCUUCGGACUCAGAAGAUUCCACAGAAGAAAAAGACUCCAGCUCACAUCGUGGCUGUAUAACACAGCAAGUCCAGAGAUCUACUUCACAAACCGAUAUACCUGGUACUAGACGACGUCAGACUGUUGGCGUCACCGAAACCAAACUAAAACGUUGUGCUUCGUUGCCGGCGCAAAGGAAUCUAUUCAACCAGAAUAAGACGAAAUUCCAAAACAAAGCAAAAAUUGGUAACGAUUCUUUAAUACAGCUAGCAAAGAAACCACUUAGCAGUAGCGUUGAAUCUCUUGGUUUGAAAAAUCUUUCAUCUGCCAUGCACGCUGUUUGGAGUUCCUAUGAAUGGGAGUUAAGCAAAGCUCAUUUAAAUACCGGACAUUUGGCUAAAGAUACUCCUGGUUUAAUGGAAACACUACCAGUAAAUACCAUAUUGGAUUUAUGGGAACGUUCCAAUAUUCCCAACGGCCGUGGAAUUUUGUUGGCCUUGGGCUUUGACAGUGAUGAAAUCAAUUUGGCCCAAUUGAAUAAAGUGAUGGAAGAAGAAAUACCAAAUUUGGACGAAGAACCUCAGCAGGCAUUGAUGAAGGCCUGUUUGGCCUUGCAGUCGGUGGAGUUGACGAACUUAAGACAAACUUCCAAGCAACUGCAUGAUGAGAAUUCCAAACUCAGGUCAGACAAUAAAGAUGCCAAUCGGCGUAUUGCUUUAUUGGCGGUAGAAAUUGAUGAGAGGCAUGCCUCUCUUGAAGAUGCUACCAAAAAAGAAAUACGUCUAUUGGAACAAAAACAUGCAGGUGUUGUUAGAGACCUUACUGCGCGAUUGGCUAGUGACAGAGAAAACUGGUGUAAUCUGAAUUCACGUUUGGAGGCUCGCAUAAAAUCAUUCGAACAAGAUGAAAUAAGAUUUAAAACCGAAUUGGAAUUAGUUCGCAAGGAGAAUGAAGAUUUGGAAUCUGAACAGCAUAAAAUGCAAAAACAAAUCACAGAAUUGUUGGAGAAAAACAUCGAACUACAACGUGAACUAACCGAUAUGGAUGAAAAGAAACAUGCAGGCCAGUAUCGUGAGUCACAUGACAAGAGUAUGGCAGAUGAGGAAGUUUUAACUUUGGUAGACAAAAUCUCAAAACUACAGUUAGAGAACUGUAAUUUACGUGAUAAAAAUGAUGAACUUAUGGCCGAAGUUGAGUCUUUGCAUCAUGAGUUGAAUAAAAUGAAAAUUAAAAGCAAAAAAUCACUGGCAUCACCAGAAGAAGCUACCGUAUCUAACCAAGAAGAAAGCGACUCUAAUUCCGGAAACACAGCUACCAAACGUCGUGGCGAUUCGCCUACAAAAACUAGGCUAAUCGAAGAAAGUCCUCGUUUGGGUAAAUUAAGAAAAUGUGCGAAUGAUGAAACUCACACCGGUAGUGAAAACAGUGAUACCAGUGGCGAAUGGAUGGCAUUAAAUUCUGAAUUGCAGAAUUCACAACAAACCAAAACGUUGAAAAAGGCCCACGAAGAAAUAGAAAGUCUGCGUAAACGCAUUAGAGAUUUAGAGGACGAACUUAAGAUGGCUAAAGAAUUAGCAACACAGAAGGCUAGUGGAGAUGGCACAGAGUCAUCGUCACCCACACCAGAAGAACGCUGUCGUGAGUUGGAGGCUAGCUUAGAACAGAUGCAGAAAGCCUACGAAGACUGCGAAGACUACUGGCAAGCCAAAUUGACAGAAGAAAGAGCCCUCUUCGAAAAGGAGCGACAAAUCUACGAAGAAGAACAACAGGAAAGUGAUAAAAAAUUCACUGAGCUAAUGGAAAAGGUCCGUGAAUAUGAGGAACAAUUCAGUAAGGACGGCCGCCUUUCUCCAAUCGAAGAAAAAGACAUGCUCGAACAACAAUAUGCCGAUUUGGAAGCCGAGGCCGAAGAAAUCCGUGAAAAUGCGCGAAAAAUGUUUGAAGAAAAAUCUCAAGAAAUUGAAAUGUUACAAAACGAAAUUGAAGAUCUCCGUUUGCGUUUGGGUGAAAGUGUGGAGAUUUUGACUGGGGCCUAUGAACUGAAACCAGAGAAUGCCGCCAGUAAUGCCAUGAAUCUGGCUGAGUCUUGCAGCCCCGCCAGCUCCCCUAUCAGUUAUCUGUGGCACCAAAGCACCAUACAGGAACCCUCGAAAAAUUGUCAACAAUCCGUGGAAAACAAUUUACCCACCCUAAUGCCUGUGGCGCCUUUGAGCAAUAAUGCAGUACGUUUAAAUUUAACAACUUCGGAAACUACAAUUUUCAGCACACCGCCGCAGACAUCACUGCAGUCACCGAUAGAAAAGCCCAGUCAGUCACAAUCGCAUAAUACUGCGACCUCCGAAGCGGGAGAUGUGGCCGAUUGUGAAACCUCCUCGACAGCAUCAGGCAAAAGUUUCGAAACGCACAGUAUACAUUCGAAUCACAGCCUUCAGCAGCGCAAUACGCAAUUGGCCACCAAAUCAAAUGCCAGCACAAAGAAUAGUUCAACUAGUCCAACACCAAGUGUAAUGAAAGAAGAACUAAAACGUUUGAAAUUCUUUGAGCUUUCUUUGAAGGAACAAAUUAAGGACUUGUCAUUGCAGAGAGAUGGUUUAAUUAUGGAACUUCAACAACUGCAAGAAGCUAAGCCAGUGUUAGAGAAGGCAUAUGCGAGAACGGCCCAUCCGUCAUUAAUACAAAGAGUAAAUCAAUUGGAAUUGAAAAAUCGUCAUUUGCAAAAUGUCAUCAAACAGCAACAGCAGUACACAGACUCUAUAAUGCAACAAUCCUGGCGCAAUCAUCAAAUAGAAUUAAAUGAACUGCAUGAACGUCUUGAAACUCAAGGUAGAUUGAUUGUUGACCAGGUACAGCGUUUGCAAAAGGCCGAUUUUCUCGUCAAAGAUUUGUAUGUGGAAAAUUCUCAUUUAACAGCAUCUGUACAGAGAUUAGAACAACAAAGGGUGCGGGCCAGUAUGCUGCAGCAACAGCCUCAACAAAGACAAAAUUGUUCAGUACUACCAGGAAUGCCUUAAAUUGUUAAGACCUGAUUAAAAAACAGAAGGAUAUUUGAAGUUAAAGGUAAGAACUCGGCAACAAAUAUCGAAAUAUAAAAUGGAAAUGUUCGGAAGGCUGCGAUUGUCAUUUGGAAACCUGUUAUUGCAACUCUGUAUUGAGCACCCUUCUUUAGUUAUAAGUGUGUGUGCUUUACAAUUAUAUACACUCAGCCACGCAGAACAAUCUAAGACUUUUUAAAUUAUGCCAUCAAUCAGAACCAAAAUUAUUCCAAUUAUUUAUUACCACAACAAAUAUAACUCGAAAUGGAUGGUCAUCAAUCUGCAAUUGUACUCAAAACGCCUUCCAAUAGACUACAACUCUAUACAAAACUACCAAACACUACAACUUUAGUUAAUUUUAAAAAUAAUUAUUUUCGGUUACAACGAAAUAGAGAAAAAAAGACAUCUAAUAUGUUCAAUGCCAGAAACAAAGGAAAUCUCUUAGAAAUCCCAAAAUAAAAAAUUGAAAAGUAACUCUAUGUUAAAAAUGCGCACAGGAUGAAUGCAAACAAACUAUCAACUCUACUACUAAAUUACAUUUGCGCAAUUUCUGUUUUAGAUUAAUUCCAUGGUAAUACGAUAUAUAUUCGUACAUAGUUAAAUUAGUAAAUUAAGCCUGCAUAAUAUUUGAAUGUAUUUUUAUUUCUUUGAGAAAUUCUUAAGCUGAACAAUUUACUACUUUUUUGCUCAUUUGUUAUUUUUUAUAAUAUUUAUUUAAACAGUACAUCACUUUGUGUAUAUCCCAUAGAAAAUAUUUAAUAUCAUCAACUUUAAAAAUUUAAUAUUCAAUAUUAUUUUAUAUAAGCUUGUAUGAAGUAUAAGGUACCCUCAGAAAGUGGUUACAAAUGGAGUUGUUAUGAUUAUGUGGUCAUUAAGGACUCUUGUUUUCUGUACAUCCCGAAUAUAAAACGGAUGUAUGUUCCAAUUGCUUUCAGUUUCAUUCUCUUUACGUCGAGUACAAUUUGUUUAUUUAAUAAAUUAUUCCAAUUUCGCAACAACCCUUAUUUUAGAGGGUGUUUUAUAUUAUACACAAGCUGCAAUCCGAAUGCUAACAUUAAAUUUUCCUUUAAAAUUUUUUGUCAAAGAUGCACACAAUUAAGAAUUACAGAAUCCAAUUUUAUUCUGCAGUAUUAAACCGAUGUAUUAAAAUUCCACUCGUUUUACCCUAUUCUCUUAUUGUUUCCAAGAAAAAAACUUCUAAAAUAUCUUAUCUUACCCUAACUUGAGUUUAAAUGUUUAUGCAUUGUUAUGGCAAUUAUGAAGAGUUUUCAAAACUCUUAAAACGUUUUAAAGCUCUCCCAGUAAAAGACAAAAAUUGAAUAUUGUUUUUAUCAAUAUUCAAGUAAUUGGUGAUUGUUUACAUACAUAUAUUCUUUAUUUAAUUUUUGAUUGAAAUUUUAACUCAUUAGAUCUGUACAUAUCCUAAUCAUAACAAAAAAAGUAUUAAUAUUUUUAUUAUGUUGUAAAUGUUUGCUCUACCCCUUAACUUUCUUCUUCAUUACGAAAUUGUAAGUAAUAACUAAAUUAUUUCUUGUUUUUAAUUUAAUUUCUUAUUGAAUAUCCAAUUCUGUAAAAUGUUUGCUUUUAAGUUUAUCAUUUUAUUGUUACA